CUAUCUCAUAAGAUGUUGUGAAAUAGUUUGAUCAAUAAUAUUUGGAAACUUAUGUCGCUGUACAGUAGUUAUCUGAUCUUUUAUUUUCUUCAUCAUAGCUGAUGUAGUUGUAUUUAUCAAAGAGAUAAAAAAAUAUUUAAAAAUGAAAAGUGCUCGGCUUUGCUUUAUAUUUAUGAUUAUAAUUAGCUGUGUUUUUGCUAAUGACGAUGUAAACACAUAUCAUCAAAUGCGAUUAAAUCUUGUUAGACCAAAUGAUUUCAAUCGUAAAUUAAAUUGUUCUGUUGACGAUUUAUUAAGAAUUAGCAAAUUUGUAGACAUCGAGAAUAUAUUAAGGAAUGUUGAAGAUGAGGAUAAUACUGUAUACGAUGACAGUUUUGAUGUUCCUUUAAAUGUGACAGCAAGUCCACGAGUCUUCCAUGUAUCUUCAGUUUGUCUGAAUCAUACUAAAGCCAUAUAUACCGGUUUGGAAGGAGGAGAACAAUGGGCUUUAAAAAUGGUUGAUGCAGCAGGUAAACCGGAGGCGGGAUUAAUGAGCAUGAAGUUGAAAUGGCGCGGGGAUUAUGACGAAUGUGUCGGCGUCCGCGCUGUCAGUCAAUACAAGUUCAACGGCAAAUACUGUUCAGUGUCGGUUGGUUAUGGAAAAUUACCAAUUAACCCGAUAACUCAGCUGCCUGUUGGAAUUGAUAUAGGGAUGUGUCUUCCAGAAAGUUGUAGCGAUACAGAUACAAAGAAUCUCAUAGGUCAAACGCUAGAAAGAGUUUCAAACAAAACUGUGUAUGUUAUAUAUGCUACCUGUGUGGAAACUUUAGAUUCCUAUGAUAUGAGAGCCAAGAUUGUUCUGUGAGUAGUAGAAGUAAUU
Mytilus trossulus (common blue mussel) is the source of this 859-nucleotide messenger RNA. RefSeq lists its product as uncharacterized. The transcript has 4 exons. The record is from RefSeq and is a predicted model, not a curated record. Lineage: Eukaryota; Metazoa; Mollusca; Bivalvia; Mytilida; Mytilidae. Bases 143 to 844 code for a protein of 233 amino acids.